Messenger RNA from Tarenaya hassleriana, 2069 nucleotides. Its product is annotated as glutamyl-tRNA(Gln) amidotransferase subunit B, chloroplastic/mitochondrial. Gene Ontology annotation, biological process: glutaminyl-tRNAGln biosynthesis via transamidation; mitochondrial translation. The transcript has 8 exons. Lineage: Eukaryota; Viridiplantae; Streptophyta; Magnoliopsida; Brassicales; Cleomaceae. Bases 102 to 1760 code for a protein of 552 amino acids. The record is from RefSeq and is a predicted model, not a curated record. Gene Ontology annotation, molecular function: glutaminyl-tRNA synthase (glutamine-hydrolyzing) activity.
CUUUGGCUGAGAGCUGCUUCAGUUGCUGCCAUAGCUGCUGAGGGUUCGGUCUUCAUGAAUAUACUCUCUCGUCUCUGAAAUUAAAAAAAGCAUCGGUAACGAUGGCUACGACGCUGUUUAGAACAAUUCAGUCGAAGCAGUUCUCAGUUAUGGGGACUUUGUUGUUCAGACAGAGGAACAAUGGAGUUUUGAACUUCUCGGUGAGGUGUUGUCGGAUUCAGACGGCGACCCAGGAGAAGAAACAGCCUCAGCAAAGUCGGGUUUCGCCCAGAAACCAUAAAAGCGACAAGCUUCAUCAGAUUCUGAGAGAUUACGAACCCAUAAUUGGCAUAGAGACUCAUGUUCAGCUCUCUACGCUUACCAAGGCGUUUUGUAGCUGUUCUUACAGUUACGGGUCUCGACCAAACUCAUGUAUUUGCCCCGUAUGUAUGGGUUUGCCUGGUGCUUUGCCUGUUAUGAACUCCAAAGUCGUCGAGUUCGCUAUCAAACUGGGUCUUGCUUUGAAUUGCAAUCUGUCUUUAAAAUCCAAAUUCGACAGGAAACAGUACUUUUAUCCUGAUCUUCCAAAGGGGUACCAAAUUUCUCAGUUUGAUAUUCCUAUUGCAUCCGGUGGGUAUGUUGACUUGGAUCUUCCGGUUGAAUUUGGUGGUGGGCAUAGGAGAUUUGGCAUCACCAGGGUUCAUAUGGAGGAGGAUGCUGGCAAGCUACUCCAUUCAGACAAUGGAGAUUACUCUCAGGUUGAUUUGAAUAGAGCAGGUGUUCCAUUGCUUGAAAUUGUUUCAGAGCCUGAUAUGAGAACCGGGAUAGAAGCUGCUGAGUACGCGUGUGAAUUGCAACGGAUUGUGCGGUACUUGGGAAUAAGCAAUGGAAAUAUGCAAGAAGGCUCUCUCCGCUGUGAUGUAAAUAUCUCGAUCCGUCCAAUUGGGCAAACCGAGUUUGGCACCAAGGUGGAAAUAAAGAAUUUGAACUCAUUUUCAUCCAUUAACAGAGCUAUCGACUUUGAGAUAGAGAGACAGGCACAUCUAUAUAGCCAGGGCCAAAGUGACCAGAUCGUAACUGAAACCCGACUCUGGGAAGAAGGAACUGCUCAGAAAACGGUAACGAUGAGGAAAAAAGAAGGUCUUGCUGAUUACCGAUAUUUUCCGGAGCCAGAUCUUCCGGAAGUGAUUCUGACCCAAGAGUACGUUAAUAGCAUCCACUCUUCUUUACCAGAACUUCCCGAAGCCAAACGCAGACGAUAUGAGGCAAUGGGCCUAAGCAUGUAUGACGUGCUUUUCCUUGCAAACGACACAAGUGUUGCUGAAUAUUUCGAUGCGGUCAUUGCCAAAGGCGCUGAAGUGAAGCUGGCGACAAAUUGGAUAAUGGGCGAUAUAGCUGCCUACUUGAAAAACGAAAAGCUUUCGAUCAAUGACAUUAAACUUACUGCCCAAGAGUUAGCCGGGCUCAUAGCUGCAAUAAAAGAUGGAACCAUUAGUGGAAAGAUCGGCAAGGAGAUACUGUUUGAGCUGUUGGCCAAAGGUGGGACUGUCAAGGGAGUAAUAAAGGAAAAAGACUUAGUUCAGAUAACGGAUCCGUCGGAGAUUGAGAAAAUGGUUGAAAAGGUGAUCUCCGAGAAUCCAAAGCAGCUCGAGCAGUAUCGGGCCGGGAAAACCAAGCUGGAAGGCUAUUUCGCCGGCCAGGUGAUGAAGAUUUCGAAAGGGAAGGCAAAUCCAGGGUUAUUGAACAAAAUCCUCUUGGAGAAGCUCAAUGCCAAGAACUGAACUUCACUAUUCUACUGCUCAUUUUUUAAAUGAUUCAGGACCAAAACCCAGAUGGGGAUUUACUUAGAAUGGCAUUUGUCUUUUGAAGAUGUUUGGAUAUUUUCUGAUUAUCUUCAAGUUGGAGCACAAAAAAUGGUUUCUCCACUUGAAGUUGGAAAUGCUCUUCAAUGAGCAGCCUCCUGCAGUUUUUUUUCAAUAAAAAAGAAUUCGUUUUCUUUUUAAUUUUUUUUUUUACAAAAUUUUUCUUGUCUGUGACAAUACCCACUUAUGUAAUCCGAUCAAGUGGUUUCUGGGAUCAUAAUCUUUUUA